Molecule: messenger RNA, 855 nt
Organism: Neohortaea acidophila
Lineage: Eukaryota; Fungi; Ascomycota; Dothideomycetes; Mycosphaerellales; Teratosphaeriaceae
Exons: 1
Coding region: 136-654 (172 amino acids)
Source: RefSeq, a predicted model, not a curated record
GGUGAGGUUCGCAAGGUGGUGUGGCGAAUGCUGGAACGGGAGUAGCUGGAGGUGCGGUGACGGUUCGAGGCGCGGGGCAGUGGCUUGCACCUGACAAUUGAUUGAAAUUCACUGUUCUUCGCCUCGGGACGUUCAAUGGCGAGUUUGCCGUGUAGUUUCUGCUCGCUGUCGUCGGGGUGUUUAAAUGCAGAGCUCUCAAGUGCCUUCCGCCACCGUCGCAAUGACGCGCUGGACGUUUGGCGGGUCCGCAGCGGCGGCGGCGGACAGGCAGCCGAAGCAUCCAGGGCAUCCCACCUUCCGUUUGAGAGGAUCGGCGACUGCCCAACUGCCCCUUCCCUGCCGCGGCACGUCGACUCGGAUGCGGGCCCAGCCCUGUUCCGGCCUCCGCCAAUCACGCCGCCGCAUGCUGCAGACGAUAUGAACUCGACAUGGCUCAUCCAUGUUGAAUGUUGGCGGCGUACCAUCAUCACAGUAAUGCCUAACUGCCGGACGGGCACCUCACCCCACGUCGCCCUGGUCUCGAGUGUGCCCGAUCUUCCCAACGCCCACGAUCCGCGGCCUGGCCGCUUGCCCUGCAUUCACGUUCAGGCAUGUAUUUGUCGCGGCUUGCGACCCUCCCCAUCUUCUCCCCGCGCAUGUCAUACUUACAUGUAGGUACCUGCAUGUAUCUCGCGACCAGGCCUGCGUAUGUUGUUAUUCCCGGUCCGCUUGUUCGCUUCCUCGCCUGUUCGCUUGUUCGCUUGCCCCAGAUACUGCGCAUUCCAUGUCAACGCCACAUGGGGCCUCGUUGAUCUCCUUCGUAUCCUUGCGUGAUUCACAUCCCCCACCGGAGCAAGCUCGGGAUCCUACACCGGC